Ilyonectria robusta is the source of this 5031-nucleotide messenger RNA. RefSeq lists its product as uncharacterized. The coding region runs from base 6 to 4724 and encodes 1572 amino acids. The record is from RefSeq and is a predicted model, not a curated record. The transcript has a single exon. Gene Ontology annotation, molecular function: protein binding. NCBI's taxonomy places the organism in Eukaryota, Fungi, Ascomycota, Sordariomycetes, Hypocreales, Nectriaceae.
UAGCAAUGUGCAUCUUCGGCGGCGUGCAGGCCUCCAACGCCUCUCUCGAGAAGGGGAUGCAACUUCUCGUGGACGCAGCGGAGCAUGGGAGCCAGGAGUCCCUGCUUUUGGCGUUCAGGCUGCACGAAGCACUAUACCGAACCGUUCCAGAGCGCCUGCUGGUCAAUCCACAUCCACUUGCCGUGCUUCAACGCGAACGCCUGGCCAACAAGAAGCCUGAUUCAUACAUGUCGCAGCGAAUUUUAGAAGUCGAAGAAUUGUACCAGCGAAAGGCGGUGCAAUGUAUAUUUGACACCUUCCAUGAGGAUGCGUACUUGUUUUCUUGUUGUCUUCCGGAUGUACUUGAAAAAUUGGCCCAUUCAGACAUCAGGUUUGGUCCUGAAGAUCUCUACUGCCAGUCAAAAACCAACAUCAUCGAUUCAUCGCCACCCAAGGGUAAUCUCUUACAUUGGGCCGCUAGACUGAACUUGCAGUCAUUGGUCGAGUACUUGGUCAGCCCGAGACCCAACGGCGGCGGUUCCUAUUUUUCGUUGGGUGAUGGCAGUACAGAUCGUCGACUACUCUCUGGGGAAGUUCUUUCAGCGGCGUGUGAGGGCGGCCAUUUGACUAUGCUGCGCUGGUUAACUCAACAAGACUUUCUCUUUACAUUUACAGGCAACUCAGUUUUGUUUCACUGGCUGACGAAGUUUCCCUCUGAGGAUAUCGCCGCCGCAAUGGACAUCAUUCUUGUCCUUCAAGGCACAACAAAGAAGCUCGAGUAUGUGUCCUUUGACAAGAACGGGGGACCCGGGACGAGACAAAGAAUUUUCCCGGGGCCUACCGAUGACCUGCUUGCAUCCCACAAAUCCAUAGAGCUGGCAGGAGCACAGCUUCAAGGUACGGCCCUUGAGUUCGCUAUUGAAACGAACAACAAACCGUUAGUGGGACUCUUUUUAAGCCUGAUAUCGAUGAUCGGCAGCAAGGACCCGUUAAGAGCUGUUGGUUGGACGGAGAAGACAUUCGACAUUGCCGUUUCACUCAAUCUCUGGAAUCUCGUCCCGGUUUUGGCUGCUGUUGAGAAGACAUUCCAAAGGACCACACCAGCCAAAGAAACCGAAGCAAGAUAUCGCGAAUCCGAAGGCCGAGAGCCACUGUUGCCUUUCGGGUUAUCUGGUUUCGGCAUGCCCUACGACCCCAUGCUUCCGUUUCUUAUUCACGGCGCAGAAUACGCAGAGGCUAUGGAGAAGACGCUGGACAUCGUUCUAAGUGAGGGGUUAUGCGAUAUCAACGACUUGAACGAAAGAGGGGAUACACCGCUCUCCAAUUUCCUGCAAUUUGGACACUGCGACUUCACGACGAACAUCGUACAACACCUGAUUUCUCGCGGAGCCAGAAUUGCUCAAUCGGAGAGGCAAGAUGUUUCCAAGAUUUUAAAGGUCAUUGCCAAAACGCGCAGCCAUAGGACCUCAGCAGAACUCAUUCGAGCACUAGUCGAGGUGGAAGUUCUGGCAAACGAGGGCAACUUGCUCGCUAUCGUUAUUCAAUGGGGAAACUUGGAUGCAGUACGUAUGCUAUUUGGGUUGGACAGCAACAGCCACCGGCUACGUGCAAAUCUCGCGCUCGCCGAAUUACCCGAAGACUUGAGAGCCUCCGCGCUGGAGAAAGCCAUCCACGCAAAAACGAACAAUGCGCAAAUGGUGAAGCUGCUCCUGAGCUUGGGGGCUGACGUCAACUCAAGACCCGGUGGAUUCGUUGAUGGGGGAAAGUGGCCAACAUCACCGCUCGAGAGAGCAACUGAGCUGUUCAGCUGCGACGCAGACAUCAUCGACGCACUCUUCAAUGCAGGCGCCGAGCCGUCCUCUCAUGGCAUCACCGUCCUCGGCUGGGCCGCGUUGCAAGCGAACUGCUGGGUUGAUGGAGAGCCCGUCAUGAGGUACCUCCUUAGAUACGAGGAAAUCCGAAACCUGAAAGACGUCGAAUUUCCUGGAUACGGCUCCCCGCUACUGGUGGCCUGUCAUGCAGGCAACGUCGACGCUGCUUUUGCACUCUUGGACGCAGGCGCCGAUUGCGGAGACGACAACAAUGUUGAGUUCUUGUGUGAAAUAGCUGCAAGCGUCGCGAGAGAUCCUACGGAGCUGCCACCGGGACGUGGCGAAAACGACUUGACCAACCGCAAGUUAGUCUACAGAUGGCGUUGCCAGAUAGCCAAGCUGUUGCGCGUACUGCGAGCGGAGCGUCAGCUGAUCCAUGGAAGAACCGCAUUGCACUUUGCGGUAGAAACUCUCAACUUUGAACGCAUCAUCGAAAUUGUCAACGAAGACAGCUCCUUGGUAUCUAUCUGUGACGAUCACGGAAGGCUGCCAGUGCAUGUGCUUGAAGAUGCAGACGCGCUUGAAAUGAAAUCCAUAUCUGAAAGCCCCUAUCUACCACACAUCAAGAGAGUCAAAGAAUUCUUGGACAAAAGCCUUGCGCAGGGGUCGGGAGAUGUCAAGCCGGCACCAUCUGUCAAGCUGCCUGAGGGCUCAGCUGCGAAAAGAAGGGCCGUCGUGUUGAGGGAGAGCAAAGUUCUCGGGAUGGCAUCAGAAGUUGUAAUGCUCCCGGGUCGGCCACUCAUUCUAUUUGCUGGAAGGAAAAAGGGUGGCGAUGGGCCGAUCUCCAGAUACGGCUCUUACCCUAUCUAUGACAUUAAUCCGUCGAAGAGUGGCGUGCAGCGGUGCAUUCUUAUGAUACAGCACGUCCAAGCUACGAUUGAAGAAUUUGGGGAGAACACAGAGGAUCAUUUCCUCGCCAAAGUUCGGUUAGCUGAUCAUCUGUCUUGGAUGCAACAGCCUGACGCACACGGGGCCUUGCAAUACGCCGAGGACCUAGCAACACGGUGCAGUUGCGUACUCGGGCCAGAACACAGGCUGAAUGUGACCUGCGAUAUUGUAAUAAGCCGCGCUUUGUACAAUUCGCACCAGAACGAUAAGGCCAUUGCAAUGCAGAAGAGAGUCAUCAGUUCACUUCAACAGACAGCUGGCGCCAAUCAUGUCCAAACACGGGCGAAUACGAACCUUCUUUGCUUAUACCUGCGAGAUGCUAAGCAGGUUGCAGAGGCUGAAAGAAUUUCACAGCAAUGCCUCGACCUACUCAGGAACAGUGGAGAGGCGGAAGGGGCAGAUACUGUCGAGGCAUAUCUUCUAAUUGGAGAAUGCAAGAUAGAGCGAGGUCGCUUCGAACUGCAUCAAGCCAACUGCGAUCCCUCAGAAGUCGGUCUAAUCUUUGAAGACGCGGUAACUGCCCUGAACACAGCUGUUGACCUAGCCAGGCAACAUUUUGGGGGCAAAAGCCACAGCGUCUAUACUUGCCUUUUUCAUUUGGCCACCGCACAUGCAUUACUUGGCCGAGACGACCAGGCAAGGGCUUUGUUUACAACAAUCGUCCGCGAGACUCGCGACCAGACAGAAAAAGAAGCGAUUCAGCUCGUCGUCAAUACGCAACAAACCAUGUGGCGUUUUGGCCUCGAUAGACGGGACCUAGCGGAACAAAUAUCGGAUCAGGAGAGUCUGCUACAAACAAUGAACGCAUACGCAGAUCAUUAUUCCGCCAACGCCAUUAGGGACACAAUGACAGAGUUGGCCAAGUUGUACGACAGGGCAGGGCGGGUGCAUGACGCUCUUCAUCUUGUACAGCAAAGCUUGGCUUGGAGGGUGCGGAACUUGGGCGCAAGCCAUGCGGACACAAUCGCAACCAAAUUUCAAGCCUCUAAGCUGCUCCAAGCGAUGCGUAAAUACUCCGACGCAGAGCGCCUUCAACGAGAGAUCUUGGACACUUACGAUCAGAUCGCGCGCGAGUCCAAAGUACCGGUAGAUUUUCAUGACCGCAGGCGCACGUUAGUUCAGUCCAUCGCCAGGUUGUGCUUCGACCAGAUGAAGUUUCGCGAGUCGGAGCGGAUGACCAAGCAAACUCUUCAAACCCCAGGCGGAGCACCUCUACACGGAAGCUCGGAUUGGGUCCAGAUAUCUCUGUCCUUUGCUACGACUUUGGCAGUGCAUGGCGACGGAGACCAAGCUGAAAGACUGAGCCGAGAGGUGCUGCAGGUUUGCCUGGAGGGAGGAGAGCCGGGGCUCGAAGAAACUGUCCCUCGCGCUUUUGCAAACCUCACAUUCAUCCUCCAGAAACGGGGAAAGCAUGGAGAGGCAGCGUCUUGCGCGCUCGAAGCUGUGCGACGGGAUCCAAGGAGUGCCCGAGCGAGACUUGACCUCAUGACCGCCCGUUUGUCGUGUGGCAGCUCUAACGGUGCGAGGUUAGCAGGGAAGGCAGCGAUGAAGCUUCUGCAGACGCAAAACGAUCCAUCAACGACGGGACAUGGUUUGUAUUUCACAUAUUUUUCUCUUUUGGCCAGUGACUUUCUACGCCUUGGGGAUCAUGAGCAGGCCAAGGUUGCGAGUGACGAGGCUUUGUUGAGAUUUGAGCAGUUGGAUGGCCCUGGGAAGUCCAGCCGAUUGGCGAGGAAGCUUGACGUCCUGCGGAAUCUCAAGACGGCGCUUGAGCUUGCAGGCGAAGAAGCGCGGGUCUAUCAAGUCUCGAAGGAGAUACUUUCACUAGAGACACAAGAUCUUGCCGGGCCGAUGUCGCAGAUCCAGACUGACCAGCUUGAGCAUCUAACCGGCCGGGCGUACGAAGCUAGUCAGCAUGGCUUAGAGGCGGGAAUAGCUCUCAUGAAGACAGAAAGUCCUGGAAGGGUUGAGGAGCCACACCUGUAGAGGUAGUUCCAACUGUAUCCCGGGGGGGGUUCAUAAUUACAUUGGAACUGGAGUGAAAUUGGAGCGAACGAGAGUUACGCGUAUCUCUUUGGGUGGGUAGUGAAUAGAUUCCUAUUGCACGGCUGAUUGACUUCUCUUCUAAAAAUAGUGAAGUUGCUAUCUGCGUUCCAUAACAGGCUCUCCAGCUCCGUACAUUCAAGGCUUCAGAUUGACGAUAAGUAGACUCUGCGAGGGUCUAUGUAUAAUAUGACCUUGCUCAGUCUCAAACUUGUUUUAUAGUGUGUAGAGAGGCUACAAUGAAACUGGC